AUGUUGAGUUACGGUUCAAAUCAGACAGUCGUGGAUAAGGUCGCCCCCGAUAUGCUGAAUAUGAUCGACCCACAUUGGUACCAAUUUCCGCCUAUGAAUCCACUAUGGCACGGUCUCUUAGGUUUCACAAUAGGGCUCCUAGGCUUCAUUUCUGUUGUAGGCAAUGGAAUGGUUAUAUACAUUUUUACUGCGACUAAGAGCCUCAAGACUCCUUCCAAUUUGCUGGUUGUGAACCUAGCUUUCUCGGAUUUCUUGAUGAUGUGCGCCAUGGCACCCGCAAUGGUCAUAAACUGUUAUAACGAAACUUGGGUCUUCGGUCCUUUAGGGUGUGAAAUAUAUGGUUUCGCUGGAUCACUUUUCGGCUGUGUGUCCAUUUGGACUAUGACAAUGAUAGCCUUUGAUCGUUACAAUGUCAUCGUGAAAGGAAUAGCUGCUAAACCCAUGACUAAAAAGGGAGUGCUUUCGCGAAUCCUUGCUAUUUGGUUAAGCGCCUUAGUGUGGACGCUCGCACCAUUUUUCGGGUGGAACAGGUAUGUGCCCGAAGGUAACAUGACCGCGUGUGGAACCGACUACUUAUCCAAUGACCUGUACAGUCGCAGCUACAUCGUGGUUUACUCGUUUUUCGUGUACUUCGCACCGCUCCUGUUAAUAAUCUACUCUUAUUACUUCAUCGUUAAGGCCGUCGCGGAUCACGAGAAGGCUAUGCGGGAACAAGCUAAGAAGAUGAACGUUGUCUCACUUCGGUCAUCAGAAGCAGCGCAGACCAGUGCUGAAUGUAAACUAGCUAAGGUUGCUCUUAUGACUAUUUCGCUGUGGUUUAUGGCAUGGACUCCAUAUUUGAUCAUUAACUACACUGGUAUAUUUGAGAAGGCCCCCAUAAGUCCUCUCGCCACCAUCUGGGGCUCCUUGUUUGCAAAAGCUAAUGCGGUCUACAACCCGAUUGUAUACGGUAUUAGCCAUCCAAGAUAUCGUGCGGCUCUGUACAAAACUUUCCCAUCCCUGUCCUGUGAGACAUCGCAAUAUGAGGACAACUGCGUGGCUUCUUGCAUCACUACAGUGACAGAGGAGAAACAACCAGCA
Molecule: messenger RNA, 1080 nt
Organism: Iphiclides podalirius (scarce swallowtail)
Lineage: Eukaryota; Metazoa; Arthropoda; Insecta; Lepidoptera; Papilionidae
Source: the annotation of a GenBank genome assembly